Messenger RNA from Schistosoma mattheei, 3499 nucleotides. Lineage: Eukaryota; Metazoa; Platyhelminthes; Trematoda; Strigeidida; Schistosomatidae. The record is from the annotation of a GenBank genome assembly.
ACUUUCAAGUUUAUUUGUGCUUUUGUCUAGUUUCUUAAUUAACAGAAAUACGCGUUCAAAAUAUAACAGAUUAUUAGAAACGUAAGACACUGGUCUGACUAAGAAGAUUUUAAUGCCAGUCAUGAGACAAUGAAAUAAUGAAUGAAUAUAUUCCUUCAAACAUAAACUUGACGAAGAAAAAUGGUAUGCUUAGUGUCACAAAAGGUAAGCAGCCAACAACAACAAAAGUUAGAUCAAAACUCGCAAGCAGGAAAGUUAUUUUUGAAGAUCCUUUAUGCCUGAAUGACAAAGACAUCGUUGCUGAUGAGCUACUGGUUCAAAAAGAGGCUGAUUAUCUUAGUAAUAACCACAAUAUCAAUAACGAUUUUUCAAAUAAAACCGGUGGUAAUUUAGAAAGCAUCAAUGACGAUAUUGAACUAAUUGAUUUGAAAGGAAAGGUUCAAGAUUUGUCAGUGCAGUUAGAAGAAAUAUGUAAAUAUUCACGUCCAUCUUUAAAUGAAAAUGAUGUAUGUUUCUGUCAUGACCUCGUUGGUGGAAAAUGUUUAUUACCACAAAAUCGUACUUAUACUGACUCUCCACGGUUAAAAACCCCGCCAAAAGUUUGGUUCUCUAAACCAGAUUGUUGUCAGUCGUGCACAGUACCAUGUUGUGUUAAAGCUGACUCAAGCUCUACAAAUUUAUUGAAUAAUCCGGAAAAGUUACGACCACUUACUGAUGAAGAAUUACUACAGGAUAAUUUAAAUGACAUCAGACAUCGUUUAUCAUUACUACAAGAUAAUUAUGCAUCAAAACAUUUACCAUCAUCUGUAUCAAAUAAAAUUGAACGUGAUAUUGAUGAACAUUUGGAAAAACUCAAUAAAGAAAAUUCAAUACAAAAGCAACAUCAUGAUUUACCAACUAAUCGAAAAUCAACAUAUCAAACUAUCAAGGGAAAAUCAUUAACUGAUCAGAAAAAAUCAGUUGAUCAUCAGUCUUUGAAAUCGAAAACAAAACCAACAAUUACACAGAAACAAUUUCAGUUAAAUCAACAAAAAAAUAGAAAAGUUCCAAAAGAAAAAUUAAUUCAUUCAUCUUAUAAUAAAUUACAAUUACCUAAUAAUAAAUUAAAAUGUGAAAAUAUAACAAAAUCUUUAAAUGAAAAACAAGAUAAAAACUUAAUAAAAAAUAUCAGCAAUUAUGAUAAUGGUGAUGAUGAUGAUGAUGAUGAUCCUGAAAUAACUUUGGAUAAAUUAGAAAAAUAUUUGGAAACUUCUGAUAUGAUUAUAGAUUCAAAAGCUGAAGAUUUAAAAACAAAAAAUACUCAACAAGAAGCAAAACUGGACGAAACAAAAGAAAUGGUGAAUGAACUUCGUUCAGUUUAUCGAGAAAUAAAAGACUUAUUACUUAAUGUUCGUAAUCGAAUUGAUGAAAACAACAGUAUGAAAUUAGAACAAACAGAGAAAAUUGAUACAAAUACAAACUCAAACACCUUACUGUCAAACUCCCAACCUGUACUUACUCCUGGUACUUUACUUCCAAGUAUUCGACUUGCAAUGGAAUAUUCUGGUAAAACAAUUUCACCUACAGAUGAUAUAACUCAAUUAAUAUCUACUUUACCUGAUGAUCCUCUUGUUAAAGCUUCAACUGCAUUGUAUGAACUUAAUCGACGACGUAAUAAUCUAGAGAAUAAUCUUGCUGCAUUAGAAUCUUCACAUAAUGAUCAAUCGAUUUUCGGAUUACUUGAUUUAUUAAAUAAAGAUAAGUCAUCAGCGGAGAAAGCUCGCAUACAAGCUAUGAUAAAUGACGCAAUUGAGAAAGUUGUUCAUGAUAAAAAAUCAGAAAAAAACAACAGAUCAAUUGGCCGCAUUUCACGACUAACUCAACCGAAAUCUCAAUUAACCACUCAACCAAAACAAAUGAGGGACACAUCAAGUUCUUGUAGUUCCCCAACGAGGUCAAGAAAUGUGAUUGAUUUAUUUCAUCAACCUAAAUUAUACUCUACCGAUCGUUCUCCGUCACCAGUAACGCUUACGUCUCCAUGGCGUUUGAAUAGACGAAGAGCUAAACGACCAUUAUAUCCACGUUCAGUUAAUGAUCCCGUUAGGCCACGGACAGCUGUCCUACGGUUAAGUGAUGAAAAUCUAACUGGGAUUUCUUCUUCACAAAGACGAAUGCAAAGAUCUAAUUCAAAAGUUGUACGAUUUAGUGAUCAUCAAAAUGAUGAAACAAUGGAAUCAACUACAGAACCACAACAAAUACAAUCAAAUAAAUAUAUUAAUAUGCAAGCUAAAAUUUUCACAAAACCAAACUCAGGUAUAAUUCCAUUAGGUAUGUAUCAAUAUUCACUUGCAAUAGGACCUAGUAAAAAAUAUAAUAAAGAAGAUAAGCUAAUUUCUACUGAUACAUCUGGUUUACUUCAUGAAAAAGGCACUGGAUUUUAUUUUCAGUCAAAUCAAUCAACUGAACAACCUUCAAAUAAUUUCAAUGCCUUAUCUCGUACGGAGUUGGAAGAUAAUAUUUUAUCACGUCUUGUCUUACAGAUCUCUGAUCAGUUAGCUAAAAAUCAAUCGCAAAGUCAUGACACUUCAUCCAAAGAAAAUUUACAACAUUUGGUUGAAACUGCACUAUUAGAACGUAUUGGAUCGAUGCUUUCUCCAGCAUCAGUUAGCCCUAAUCCAACUAAUCAACUACUACGAACAGAACAGCAACAACUCAAAACACCGUCUUCAUCACCUGACCGGACUAGUCAUUUAGGUCUACUGGAUAUUCCUACUCCGAUGGAUAGUAUAAAUAAGAGUGAAUUACCUUAUCCAGAUGAUUUUGUUCACACAAAGAGUAAAACACCAGAACCAAAAUCAAAUUGGCAACCAUACAAUCCGGAUGAAGAAAGUAUUUUUAGAAAUCACGAUCACCACCAACUAAUCCCCAUCAUAUUUCUACACCUGAACCAUCAUUUGCAGAUAAUUUCAGUCUUCGAUCCAAAUUACGUUCUCAAUCUUCAAGUCCUAUAAAACAAAAAUCCGUUAUGAUUUCACCAUUCCCAUCAAGUCCACAAAAAUAUCCAUCUGAGAAAAAUGUUUCUGAGAAAUCAGCUGGAAUUUAAUUCACAAUCACUGAAUUCCAAUUCAACUGCUUUAAUUGAUACAAAAAGCUCAUCAUUUACUGAACAAUUCAGUCUCACUGCACCAGAUACAUUCAGUGAUGGAAUGUGGUUAUUAGAUCGUUCCGAAGGUGAAGCACCAUAUCCAGUGCCAUAUAAUAAAUUGAAAUUAAUUAUGUCUAAUAUGGAACCAAUUCGAAGUUCAACAACGAGAAGAAAUAAUUCUUUAACUCAAACAUUUAGUUUAUCUAAAAGUACUUCAAAUUCUUCAAAUACUUCUUCAUCCGAUAAUACUAAACAAUUAAAACAGGAUGAAAUUAGUCCAGGACAAUUACCAAAUGUAUUAACUACUAAACAACACUAUUCAAAUGAUAAACAAAUGAAUCCACUUAACAAUCCAUUACUUCAUUUAUUAGCAUU